Molecule: messenger RNA, 2823 nt
Organism: Morchella sextelata
Lineage: Eukaryota; Fungi; Ascomycota; Pezizomycetes; Pezizales; Morchellaceae
Exons: 2
Coding region: 1-2823 (940 amino acids)
Biological process (GO): positive regulation of transcription by RNA polymerase II; DNA-templated transcription
Molecular function (GO): zinc ion binding; DNA-binding transcription factor activity, RNA polymerase II-specific; DNA binding
Source: RefSeq, a predicted model, not a curated record
AUGAGCGCGCCGCCGACCACCCCCACCCCCACCGCCACAGCCACCGCCACGCCCGACCACCCCGCGCCCAAACGCAUGCGCGUCUCCCGCGCCUGCGAGCAGUGCCGGUCGCGCAAGGCCAAAUGCGACGGCAAGACGCCCGGCUGCUCCCCCUGCGUGACGCUCUCGCAGACCUGCACGUACGGCGCGCAGCCGCGCAAGCGCGGGCUGCCCCCCGGGAGCGUGUCGGCGCUCGAGCGCACGGUGAAGCUGCUGCAGCGGGUGCUGGGGAUGCUGAUGGACAGUGUGGACGGCGGGGAGGGCGCCCUGCUGGCGCUGGUCAAGGGGAGGGGCGCCACGCUGUUUGAUGAGGGCGAGGAGGGCCGGCGGCUGGUGGGGCUGUGGAAGGAGGGCGCGGUGCUGAAGGAGCUGGAGAGGGUCAGGGAGAGUGUGACGGGGACGGCUACGGGGGCUGGGGCGGGCACAGGAACGGGCACGACGGGCACGGGGAGCGUCGGCGAGAGGUCCCCGGAUGCGCAGGAUCGCGGGCCACAGGGGGAGGUACAGCUACAAUUGGUGGGGGGCGAGCACGACGCCUUCCGGGACACGAUACGGGCCAUGGCCGAGGCGCAGAGGAGCAAGGACGCACCCCGGCGGGCAUCGAUGGCGGCGACGGCGGCGACGACAACGAACGGCGAUGCCACCGCCACCACCACCACCGAGAUGGACUGGGCGAAGGAGUCCCAGAGCCUGCAGCAGGACCCCGGCGUCGAGCGCGGGCGAGACAAGCCCCGGGACCCGCCCAUGCCGCUGCUGCAGCACACGCCCGGCACCGACCACGGCUCGUCGACCGCGUCCUCGUAUCCCACCCGCAUGCGGCCGCCCCCCGUCGUGACGCCCCCGCUCUACACGCCCCUCGACGCCGCCGACACCGCCGACUCCGCCGACGACCACCACCACCACCACUUCUCCUCCGCCGGCCACGACAGCAUCCUCCCCACACCCACACACGGCACACACGGCUCCUCCUUCCGCCCGCGCUCCUACCCGCCCGAGAGCCCCCUCCGCGAGAACCUCACCGGCACAAGCACAGCCACAGCACCGGAGCACCCCCCGCUGCCGCACAACUCCCGGCUCCUCCUCGACCUCUACUUUGCCUACACGCACGUCUGGUUCCCCAUCCUCGACAAGUACGACCUCGUCCGCUUCUUCCACAUCGUCAGCACCGCCACCGCCACCGCCACCUCGACCAAGCGCAAAGCCAGCCCGCCGCCCAAAGCCGACAUCCCGCCCGGAAAGCGCGCCCUCCUCUACGCCGUGCUCUCACUCGCCAGCCUGCAGCACGACGCCCUCGCCGACGGCGGCAGUAGUAGUAGCACGUACGGGUAUGCCUAUGCCCCCACCACGGCCCCCCCGAGUGCGGCCACGCUCUACACCGCCGCGCAGGCCAUCCUGUUCACCCCCGACGCCGACGCGGACGCGGACACGACCAUCGAGCACAUCCAGGCGCUGCUCCUGCUGGCGCUCAUCAACCUCUCGCACAGCCACAACCACUCGGCCUACCUGCUCAUCGGGCACGCAGGGCGGCUGGCCACAACGAUAGGCCUCCCCGCCGCGCUCGGCCGCUUCGGCAUCCGCGCCUGGACCGGCUACCUGGUCCUCGAGACGCUCAUCAGCACCCUCACCAGCUACCCCGCACACAUCUACAGCACCUUCUGGAUCGGCAUCAUCGACGAGGACGGCUGGGAGGAGUGGGACAGCUGGAAGGAGCACCCCGCGGCCGUCGCCCCCGCACCACCGACAGCAAUAUCAAGAGACAGCGAGGACCCCGCGCACAUCCUCACCACCUUCAACGCCCUCGCAAACCUCGCCCGCAUCGUCUCCCGCGCCACCCACACACUCCCGGACCUCCACAACUGGUGCCGCGACCUCCCGCCCCACUGCAGCUUCGACGUCCUCAACCCGCUGGAGGUCGAGCUGCCCGCGCUGGUGCCGAGCACGCCGCACGUCUCGCACCUGCACCUCUUCUACGCGCACGCCAUCCUCGCCCUGCACGACAACGCCGCGGCCACCGCCUCAAUAGCCGCCAUCCUCGAGGCGUUCGCCGAGACACGGAGUCUCGCUGUCGCCCCGCCGCUGUUUGUCGGCGUCGCGAAACGCGCGGAUGCGGCGUGGGCGGGGCGGUUGGGGGUGUCGGGCGUGCUGACGGGGGCGGGGAUAUUGAAGGCGCCGGCGCCGGGGAGGAAGGGGGUUGUUGCGGCGGGACGAGGAGCGCCGCCGAGACGGCAGGAGGAGUUUGUGGAGCCCAGUAGGGUGUUUAACUUUACGCCUCCUCCUCCUCCUCCUCCACCGCCGCAGCCGCAGCCGCAGCCACAGCCGCAGCAGCAGCAGCCAGUGGGCGUUGGGUCGUUGCUGUCGCCGAGGGGCGGUGGUGGGCAGGAGGAGGAGUAUGGUGGUGGCGGGGGAAGCCAGGCGGCGAGUCUGAGCUUUAGUCAGCCGAGUCCGGACGGGUUCGAUGAGGAGAUGGGGAUGCUGGAGUGCUUGCCUUGGACGCAAGCCGGCAUCCCCGAGUUCAUCCAAAACCUCGGCUACGUCGGCGGCUUCUCGCCCUCCGCCUUCCAGCUCCCUCCCGAGUCCCAAGCACCCCUCCAAAUCCUCGGCCUGCGGCAAGACACCGACGCAACCUACAGCCACCCGGACGAGAACGAGAUGGGCGCGGCGGCGGGGCGAAGAGGGCUAAAUACCGUGCUGGAGCAGUGGCUGGGGGAUGUAUUAGGUGCUGGCGGGGUGGGGGGGCAGGGCGGAGGAGGGCAGGGCGGGGGGCAGGGGGGGCGGUGGAGUUAA